AUGGAUUACCCAGUUGUGAUGGCCAUUGACUUUGGAACGACAUUCUCUGGGGUCGCUUAUGCACUCAAGGCGGACGGUGAAGUCCACGAUAUCACCAAAUGGUACUCUAUGCAUUUUCUCGUUGAUCAAUAUUACCCAAAGACGCCGACACUUAGUUUGUACAAAAAAGACUCGCAAAAGAUCCUCGACUGGGGUCAUGCUGCUCGUUUGGCCAUGCUCAAGCCCUCGGCAAAGGACUUUUGUUUGCUCCGAAAGUUUAAACUGCAGCUGGAUGAAACUCUGCAUAGCACCCCUCUUGAGAACGGCAUCUCAGCUUUGGAGGCUGUGACCCAUUAUCUGAAAAAACUACAUGGUCACGUCAUGUCGGAGCUGAUGAAGAGCUUCAUCAAGAACUAUGAGCCCAGCCAAUUUCAGUACUGUCUGACGGUUCCUGCCAUGUGGUCCGAUGCUGCCAAGAAUACCAUGCGACGGGCAGCUAUUGGCGCUGGUUUGAUUCAGGAGGGCGACCCACCAAAUCGCUUGAUACUGAUUUCUGAACCCGAAGCUGCAGCCAUGUACUGCGAGCGAAUGGUCGACAGAUUCUCGCUCAAGCACGGAGACCGAUUCAUGAUUUGCGAUGCCGGUGGUGGAACUGUGGAUCUGAUUGUCUUUGAAGUAAGCGAGCCCCCAGGUCAGACCCGGCAUCUGAAAGAGGUCACGCGUGGUCAUGGUGCCUCUUGCGGAUCAGUUUUCCUUGAUGCGAAUAUGGAGCGACUGCUGGAGCGUAAGUUCAGGCGAUAUCGCAGGGGCAUCAAGGCAUGCGGGUGGGCGUCGCUCAUGGACACGUUUGUGGAUAUGGUCAAGCCCAUGUUUAAUGGCCAGGAGGAUGUGCUAAUGCAAAUUCCACAGGCCACCGGUCUCGAGGACUUGAACGACCCUGACAUUGGACUAGAGGACGGUGUACUUUGCGUCCCUGUCGAGGAAAUGAAGGCUGAGGUCUUUGAGCCUGUCAUUUCAGAUGUAUUGGACCUGAUCCAGAAACAGCUACAUCAGAGCCAGUCCUGCAACGCCAUCUUUAUGGUCGGAGGAUUUGGAUCUUCUCGUUAUUUGGAAGAGCGUGUCCGGCAAGAAUUCUCGCAUCUUGUUGGACUGAUUGCGGUUCCACAGCGUCCCGAAUUGGCUGUGGUCCGUGGAGCGGUCUACGCAGGGUUGAAUACAAAGACGAUCAACAUGCGUGUGGCCCGUCGCUGGUACGGAGUUGAUGCCAACAUGCCAUUCGAGGAGGGCGUCGACCCAGAGUCGAAGAAGAUUAUCUCGCACGACGGAUAUAUUCGCUGCAAGGAGCGAUUCUCGGUUUAUGUGCGUCCUGGACAGCAGAUCGGCGUGGAUGAGUGUGUCUCGAAGGAAUACGUGACCUGGUCGUACCCCAAGGGCCUGGACUCGCCCUUGUACGUGUGUAACUCACCCAAUCAGCCUAAAUAUAUCACGGACCCUGGCGUGCAAAAGAUUGCAGACUUCCACAUUCCUAUGCCUGAAAUCCCUGGCGCCCAACCCCGUACCCGUGUCGUCUUUAAGCUGAACAUGUACUUUGGGUUGACCGAGGUGCGUGCGGAGGCAGUGAUCAACGGAAACACCUACACGACUAUUUGCUCGUUCGGAGGCGGAGGAAAUAGCCGCUAA
This is a messenger RNA of Gamsiella multidivaricata, 1659 nucleotides long. RefSeq lists its product as uncharacterized. Lineage: Eukaryota; Fungi; Mortierellomycota; Mortierellomycetes; Mortierellales; Mortierellaceae. The transcript has 4 exons. The coding region runs from base 1 to 1659 and encodes 552 amino acids. The record is from RefSeq and is a predicted model, not a curated record.